This is a messenger RNA of Ichthyophthirius multifiliis, 480 nucleotides long. RefSeq lists its product as hypothetical. The transcript has 2 exons. The record is from RefSeq and is a predicted model, not a curated record. NCBI's taxonomy places the organism in Eukaryota, Ciliophora, Oligohymenophorea, Hymenostomatida.
AUGGCAAAAGCUUAAUCAAAAUCCAAAAGUAGAUCUUCUUCAAAACCCGCUUAAAAAUAAUAAUAAAAAGUAAAUGUUCCUAAAUAAAAGGCUGUAAAGAAAGUUGCUGCUAAGUAAACAAAGACUUAACAUAAAAAAAAAGUUGCUCCUGCUUAAUAAGCUAAAGGAGGUAAAAAUUUGACUCACGCCCACUAACAUAGUCAUUCUCAUGGUGUAAACCACUCUCAUAAUCAUUCUCAUAAAGCAGGUGAUGAUCACAAUCAUGCUGAUGCUCACGCUCACGCUCACAAUCAUGAAGAUGCUCAUCAUGCUAAGAAUAACAAAAAAGCUGCCGCACAUCAUGCCAACGCUAAGAAAGCUGCAGUCUAAUCUAAAGUAAGAAAAGCCCCUACUAAAAGAGUUGCUGCUUAACCAAAAGCUGCUGCUAAACCAAAAGUAAGUAAAAAAAAAGCUGCUUAAAAGAAAGCUGGAAAAUAAUGA